AUGUUGAAAACACGUAUACAUAAGGAACAGACCUUCAGAGCCAGAGACGCCACAUUCGAAAAGCUAAUGGAGAAAUACAAGAACCUCCUCAAAGUAAUCUCCAUACAAGAUCUAAUCCUCGCCUCCCAAUCUACUCCACCUUCCAUCUCCAUCGACUUCCUCCAACGCCUCUCUCAGAAACUCCACCUCAACCGCGGCCCCUCCGCCUUCCUCCGCACCUACCCUCACAUCUUCCACAUUUUCACCCACCCCGUUAACCUCCAACCCUACUGCACACUCACACCCGCCGCUCGCCUAAUCGUCCGCCAAGAAUCCGACGCCUUAAACAAAUCCACGCCCCUCGCAGUAACCCGAUUGGUCAAGUUCCUAUCGAUGUCCCUCACCAAAAAGCUGCCCCUUCGUGCCAUUUUCAAGGUCUGGAGAGAAUUGGGUCUGCCCGAUAACUUCGAGGACUCCGUUAUUUCGAGGAACCCCGACAUUUUCUCGCUCCGAGAUGGAAACGAGCCCAACACUCAUUACUUAUUGCUCGGCGAUACUGAACCGUUUAAAGAUUGCCUGGUUCCCGUUGUUGAGAAUUGGAGGGUCCUCGAAUGCUGUAACGGAGAGUGCACCGUUGAUAGGACCGAGCUACAGUACAGCUUCAAACACGGAUUAAUGAAUCUUCAUUAGAUAAACACCUAGAGUUUUGA
Molecule: messenger RNA, 689 nt
Organism: Erythranthe guttata (spotted monkey flower)
Lineage: Eukaryota; Viridiplantae; Streptophyta; Magnoliopsida; Lamiales; Phrymaceae
Source: RefSeq, a predicted model, not a curated record